This is a messenger RNA of Drosophila biarmipes, 1008 nucleotides long. It is a transcript of the gene GMF, whose product is annotated as glia maturation factor beta. NCBI's taxonomy places the organism in Eukaryota, Metazoa, Arthropoda, Insecta, Diptera, Drosophilidae. Gene Ontology annotation, cellular component: actin cortical patch. Gene Ontology annotation, biological process: negative regulation of Arp2/3 complex-mediated actin nucleation; actin filament debranching. Gene Ontology annotation, molecular function: actin binding; Arp2/3 complex binding. The record is from RefSeq and is a predicted model, not a curated record. Bases 166 to 582 code for a protein of 138 amino acids. The transcript is spliced from 4 exons.
CGUUCGGUGAACGGUCGCACUGCAGGAAAGACAACAAAAACCCAAGAAGGACGGGAAAAACAUUGAACAUUUACUAAAAGAAAAGGGAAACAUAAUUCCCACGACAACUGCCAAAGAACACGCAGGCAUUUCCCAGAUUCCCCUAAACACUUAGGAACUAAAGCUAUGGGUGAUAACAAUAUAUGCGACAUUAGCAACGAGGUUCUGGAGGAAUUGAAGAAGUUUCGCUUCAGCAAGAGCAAGAAUAAUGCCGCUUUGAUAUUGAAAGUCGACCGGGAGAAGCAGUCGGUGGUGCUGGAUGAGUUUAUCGACGAUAUUUCGGUCGACGAACUGCAGGAGACAUUGCCAGGACACCAGCCCCGAUAUGUUAUCUAUACCUAUAAGAUGGUGCACGACGAUCAGCGCGUUUCCUACCCUAUGUGCUUUAUCUUUUACACACCAAGGGAUAGUCAGAUCGAACUGCAGAUGAUGUACGCCUGCACGAAGAGCGCCCUUCAGCGGCAAGUGGAUCUCACGCGUGUCUACGAAAUUCGCGAGCUGGACGAACUAACCGAGGAGUGGCUGAAAGCCAAGCUCAAGUAGAGAGGUUUCGAUCUUCUCUGGGGAAAUCAUUCCGGGCCGUUGUCAAAAGCAAUAUUUUAUGACAGUACUUUGAUUGAUUUUGGAGCUCUUUAUAGACAUUCAAACUGGAUCAAGCCGAUACCAACGAUGCAUACCAAUACCAAACAAACCAAUAUUGAGAUACGACAAUUUUUACCUACAGAAAACACAAAUCAAGCUAAGUUUAUACAACGUAAUGACAAUUUUAUAAAGACGAUAGCAUGCGUCCAGUAUGCGGAGAAGUUCUUAGUGAUUUUAGUUUUUGCAUUUAAGUAAUGAUCUUAAAAGAAGCUGUGCUUGCCAAAUUUCUACAUGUAUUUAUUGUAAAGAUGUUGAAGCAAACAUGACAAGAAUAUUCCAUUUUAUAUAGACAAACAAAAUAAAAGUGUUCAAUAUAUAACAACCAAA